Messenger RNA from Sphaeroforma arctica JP610, 2016 nucleotides. RefSeq lists its product as hypothetical. Bases 138 to 1985 code for a protein of 615 amino acids. The record is from RefSeq and is a predicted model, not a curated record. NCBI's taxonomy places the organism in Eukaryota, Ichthyosporea, Ichthyophonida. The transcript has a single exon.
CCUCGGCACGGAUCUUUUUUAGAAAAUUGAAUACAAUUAAUAUAUACAUAAAAUCACAUGCUACGUAGCACACAUUCGUAGUGCUGCAAGCAGUAGAUGACAAAGUUUUGAACGAAAGCGUUGCCAUAAUCGAAGACAUGGCACCUCUAGCACGUAGAGUUGUAAGUUUCCGUGGAUUGUUUAGCUUAAACAAGUCGAAGAAAAUCGCCGAGUCCGUCGUUAAGGAUUUAGGGUGCACAUCAAAUUUGCCCGCCUCAUUGAACACUGUUGAAGUCGCCACUGGUCCGAGAUUGAAAUCGAUUUCUGAAGCCCCACUGGUGAAUUGCGUAGAUAGCAAUUCUCAAGUAUCAUGCGAGGGUGAGAUUGAGAAGUUGACCAGUGCUCUGAAGUCAACUAAUCCUUACACCGACAACUUGACUCUAAGCGUAGUAUCAGCUUUGGAUAUACAGGAUAAGGAGGUGGACAUUACUGACUGCCUGAGUGAUUGCAUUGAUACUCAUAGUGAUAGUUCUGGGCUAAUAUCAGAGGUUGAGAUGGCUGAAUUCGCGAUGCAGACAACAGUUUCUAAUUGUCGCAAUCUAGGUGAGCUACAGACGGGCCAACGAGUUAUAAAAUGUAACACAUUUCCAAAUAAGUCAGAUGAUGUAGAGGACGAGUGUGCUGAGCCAGAAAAUACACUAAAAACAUCAGAGCUAAGUCCGCGAGGGUACACGGUUUCUGACAUUUCUGAUCCAGAACACCAUACCUUGAAGUGGAGUCGACACAUAAAGCCUAUUGAUGGCCAACGUAGAGCUUCAAGUAUUCACGGCCGUGUGGCUUCACCGAUAGAGCUUUUAUCUCCUAGGUCCCGUCGAACAACUCUGAUGAGUUCGUCGGAUAUGAAUCUGCAUUGCAUUAAAAGUUGUAAUACUAGUGUAAAGGCCGUUGAAAGGAAUAAAUGGGUAGGGACGGUAGUACAACUUCUCCAAGACAGCGAAUCUGGCGACGGGUCAAAACGUUCUAGGGUUUCUGACCCUGAUAACCAGAUAAAUAUAAAGUCAAAAUUAGAUAGCGAGCAAGCACAAUACCUUCAGAUGGAGAUCGCAAGUUUAUACACAUUGCCUGCAGUGACAAGAUCUCUAAGCCCAGCAGCUGGCGUCCCCUAUAAAGCUGCGACAGUUCGAAUUCUGCGCCAGGCAAGUCACAAUGCGGUGCUCGAUAACCAACCCCGAAUAUGGAGAGAAAAUGAACACCCAGGGAUGAAGAAAAGAGCAACGAGUUUGAGAGUUGCAAAACACCCAAUAGGCAGUAAUGUUAAAGAAUAUACCAAGAUUCGAUCGCAACCCAAACCAGAAAAGCCUAGAGCAACAAUUGCUGGUUUGAAACGGCAAGGUAGUAUACCUGCAGCCGACCUAUCACUGAAUGGGUUUCACCGGGUGCAUGAAAAACCUUCCUCGAUAGAACACAAAAUAGCUGUAAAACGAGCCGCGAGGCAGACCAAGUUUGCUUUACAAACGACAGGAGAGUUCAAUAGUCUGUUGGAUAUCCGUGGGUCGUCUUUUUCUGGCUGCGAUUCAAGCCGGACUCUUCGUGCGCAUUCAUACACACCCAGGGAAAUGCCAAGUACUGUAAACAAGAUGCAAACACCUAGUAAUAGGAAGACAUACCAUGGAGGCAAUACAUAUGCCACUCUGAGAUCGGUACCUUCCUUGACAGCCGUCACUCCUGAAAAAUCGCAAUUCCGGAAGAGCCCUGGCGAUACAAGGUGGCUACCAGCGCGAAGGGCUGUUUUCAAACCGAGAGUGCUCCUCAAUACAGCCACUACAUUGCACACGACGUAUGGAGAAGAGUACGACAGGACACCAUGUACCGUAUCCACGCUCACGAGAACCGAAUUCCGGGAACUGAUGGCAUUCAAGGUUAACGAGAUGUUGGUGCACUGUAAUUCCGAACAAAGUAUAUCCUUCGCAAGCUUUCUGUCAGCUCGCCGCCCGCGCAAAAAUUGAAGGAACUUGUGAUAGACAAGCUACACUCUAU